AUGUUUUCAUAAGCGACAAAAUGGCGGAUAGAUAUAUUUUUAUGAUUUAUAAUACUUUUGUUUAAAUAGCUUCUCUUGAUUAUACUUUAUAUAGAAUAAAAGCGAUCUGCUAUACCUAAACAUAUUUGUUUUUUGUUUUUUCUGGCUAAAUCAAACAAAAACAAUGUCAGCAGAAGAAGAUACAGAGCUUCGAGAUCUUGUAGCUCAAACUCUAGAAGCAAAUGGGAUCCUCGGCAAGUUGAGGGUAAUUUACGCGAAUUAGGCCUAAGCUUCAUAAUAAAAAUAAGACUUAGGGCUAAUUAAUUAUGUUUAUGAUCAAAACCCUUCUUGCCCCUUACACUAUGACUUAACUGACUUAUGACUUAAACUUAGACUUACAUUUUGCCUACUUAAAACUACUUACUACUUCAUUAGUCCUUAUUAGAGUGUGACAGUGUCUUUGCCUUUUUUUUUUUUUUUUAGUUAAGUCUUAUUUAAAUAGUUACUACUACUACCAAUUGUAGUUAGGCCCUUUUGGGAAAUUUUUAAAAAUUUUUACUAUAAUAAAGUAAAGCACGCACCGUUCUGCGCAUGUCCUUAAAUGUUGAAAAAACGUGUUCUGCAAUAUGGCGUACAGCAACACGGUAUCAUUGGAAAAUUGCAGACUACGUCACCUUUGUUUAUUAAAUAAUUGCUUUCCUCAUCACUGACGUAUCAGUUUUUGUGUUCCGGUCAUAUAUUGAUUUAUGCUACGAUAUUUUUUUUGCAUCACGGGCAGUAUUAUUAUGAUGACUCGGUUAGUAUAUAAAUCGCAUAAAUACUUUUUUACUAGUAAAGCCACCAAAAUAAGGUUUAGUGCUCCCUAAUCUACAUUCAUUGUAAGAGUUUUUUCAUUUUUUGAGUUAUUAUCGUUGAGGUCUCGAUAAAAAGUUAUGCAACCCGCGAAUAAGUGGGGGGUAUGAAAUUAUCAUUUUUUUUUUUUAUUUUGACCGAGAAGCCGGAAAUGGCUGCUAUCACUGUUAUUCGUUAAUGUUAAAUCCUUAAACAUCUAAAUAAUUAUAAGACGCUUAAAAUGAAUCAUUUUAAGAAAAGAUUAUAAGCAAACUUGAAAAGUUUAUGAUUAAAUCCUUAAACAUCUAAAUAAUUAUAAGACGCUUAAAAUGAAUCAUUUUAAGAAAAGAUUAUAAGCAAACUUGAAAAGUUUAUGUAGUAACCAAGGGUUGGUUUUAAGUUUUAUUUAUUACGUUAAAAAUUGUGUAGGGUACCGGUACACAGUUUAUCGUUUUUUUGUUUUGGGUAGACCCCCUGCUUAUCUGAUAUUGAUUUUUUUUUCGCUGACAUGGACCCCUUGGAAGUUUUUGUCGACCAUUGGGGGUCGAUAUAGACCACUUUGGGAUCCUCUGCUCUAAAGCCUUGGAAUAAUGUAUCUGUUUUCAUAUUAAGGCCAAAAAAGCAUUUAAUUAUUUUGAUAAAAACAUAUUAUGAAUAUUUGAUACUGUGUUACAAAUUUUACAUUAUUCUAUAUGCCUGAUAGUAUUUUUCAGCUUUGGAAUGGGCAGUGCCGGACAUGGCGGAUUAUGAGGAUCAUGUACAUAGUGUAACACAGUCUGUCCGGAUAUCUGCAGAGGAAAACCGACACAUAAUCACAAUUAUAUUUCAUAAAAAUAUCAACCACUGAAUGCUACUCACAAAGAUUUAAUAUAUUAGCAAAGACAUUGAACUUGUUCUUUUACAUAUGAACUUAUUUACUGCACAAAAAAUAGGAGUGUAGGUCAAAAUACCUUUUAAACAAUAAGUGUUCUGUAAAAGUGUAAUUAUUGAGAAAAAGAGCUUUAAAAUUGAUGAAAAAAAAAAUGAAUGCAAAUUAAAAACUUGGAUCUUCCUAUGCCGACAUGUUUUUGAUAAAAAUUUAUUAGGAGUCUUCCUUACUUUAUUGAUGAAGCACCUAUGUACUUCUAUAGGACCAUUCAUAAAUGAUAUGCUGUUGUGGCAGAUUUAACCCCCCCCCAUUGUCAUAAAUUUGUCAUAAAAUUUGGACACCCUCAUCACACAUUGUCAUUAUGGAUUUUACCUGGGAUCUCAGGAUCCCACAUGAUUUAUAGCAAAUAAAAGUUUUACCUGGCAAUUUUCCCAUCCUCAGAAAUCCCGGUAAAAACUUUUAGAGCACAAUUUUCUUUUUUUUUUUUUUUUUUUUUUUUUUCCGCAAGUCGCAGGUUGUCACAAAUUGUUGCAAUAAUCCACGAUCAGUAAAAUCUAGUUUUUACUGCGCUUAAUUUUUAAGUUUAUUAGCUCUAGUGCACAGGUUCUCAAGCAUUCUCACGUCAUGAUCACAUUUAUGUAAAAGCAAAGUAACCCUUACCACGAUUAAUUGUGGAAAAUGAUGGAAAUCUAGAUAUUUCAGCAUUAUCUAAUUGACCACAUAUUUAAUGCCAUGAAUUUAAUUGUAACUCAAACUUUAAGACACCAAUUGAAAAAUCAAACUAUUUAAAAUCAUUUCUUCUCUUAGUCUGUUGUUUCAGAUGGGGACACCACAUAAAUCCCUUCGCUACCCCAUAUGAGGUCACCUCCCAUGGGCUAGCUCAGAGCUCUGCAUCAUUACAACUUGAACAACCCCCCCCCCCCCCCCCCCCCCCCCCCCCCCCCCCCCCUUUAACCCUGGUCAUGCCUAGGGCUACUGUGUACAGACUUUCCUCUGCAAAAAUGCUUACAAAAACUCUUAUGACUUACCAGUUUCUCUUCGGUCAGACAGUCUCCUAUCCAUCUCCCGUAAUUUCACAUUUUAGAGUAGUAAAUUUAAAUUAGUACAAAUGACAUAGCAUAUUUGAGUGAUCCAGGUGGUGCAAUGACAUUUGUGGUCUAUGGAGAGCUCUUUCGUCAUUAAGAUGUACAAUUAGGUGUACAAUUAGGUGUACAAUUAGGUGACAAUUAAAAAUAAAUUAAACAUGUUUUGAAAUGUUUGAAUUCACAUGAAUUCAAUCUGUAUUUAUUUAUCUUCUAGGCUGAACUUCGAGCAAGUGUAUUUCUUGCAUUAGAAGACCAAGAAAAUGGUCAGGUAAAUAGCUUCAUUAGAUUUGAAUUUUAGAUUUAUUCUGGGACCUAUUAAACCUAAUGCUACUUUUAUUUAAAAAUUAAAUGCCAGUGAGAAGUUGAAAAAUUAAAGCUAACUUUUGAAAAAUGCUAUUUGAAAAAAAAAUAAUUUAAAAUUAAACAAUGUUUAUGAUGUUAUGAAAAGUAACUUUGAUGCUUGUAUGUCAUAGUCAGUAAGACACAGCACAGGAAUUCAGAAAAUGAGGGUAUGAUCUGAGUCGAGGUCUAUUUUUGCAGCCUGCUUACCUGAUUACUCUUUCUCGCUUACACCUUUCCAUGAACUGAUUAAUAAGUGACUUGUCAAAUAUAAGUAAAGAAACAAAACUCUAUAUAGAGAGAGUCAAAUAAAAAAAAUAAUAAUUUCAAUUUGCUGGAAUGAGUAAUACACAGAAAUCAUAUAUGAGCAUUAGAUUUUUUCAUCUAUAAACACCUGUAUUGGUUAUUUCAGAAUAAAUCACCAUUUGCUGAUAAAGAGUUGAGGAGCUUUUUAUCAACAAAAGAAGGUAUGUAAUGGGCUCUUUUAAUAAAUUGUUACGGUUUUUGUUUUAAAAUAGUUAGUUUGCUCGAGUCAGAUAUUGUAAUUUUUGCUAAUGUUUUCUUGGGAAAAUAUCCUUGAGUUUUUAACGAGGUUACUGCAGUUUUGAUAAAAAAUUUCAACCACUUGUAUAUGUGAACAAAUUUUUCAAAGUUGCUCUAUCAGACAUUGUCAAAUAUAAAACAAUUAUGUGCACCAACACGGGCUAAAACAUCUCAAUAGUUAUUGUUUAAGUUUAAUCUUUUAAUUAGUGAAUGGUAUGCAGUUUUUUUUCCCCUUUAUUUGUGUUUCAUUGAUAUUCAGUCUCAAUUAAAAAUAAUCUAAAGCUGUUUAAUGUUACAUCACUAGGUAUCAAAGAUCAACUGAUAAUUUCACAUGUAUAAAAAAAUGUUUAUAGUAAUUAAUUAAAAAUUUGGUUUGUGGAUGUGAAAAUAGUAAAUCAUUAGAGCUUUUUUUAAAUGGUGUGCCCCAUAAAUCUUGGAAAGGUCUAGGUGUCCGGUGAUUAUAAUAAUUUAUUAUAUAUUAUUACCAAACAAUGUGUGCCUAUUUAUAGCUCACCUUUAAGAAAUUACAAUUUAUUUUUUUUUCAGGAAGGCUGACAGCAAACUUGGUUCAAGAGUUUUUAGAAUGUUUAAAUCUGGAAUUUACCCUUGCUGUGUUCAAACCUGAAAUAGGGAUGGUAGGGGAAAGAUUUUUUUAUAAAGCUUAAUAUAUCAACUGACCCAAUGCUGUUAUUAUAUUAUAUACUUAAAAAUGGCCUGUAUCAAGGGGGGGGGGAUGGGCUGAUUUCUCUCAUUUGCUAGAUGUUUCAAUAUUAUAUCUCAUUUGAGCUAAUUUAAAAAAUUAUUAAUUCCUUCUUUUUUAUCCUUUCAUGAUACCAGAAUUAUUUAUGUUAUGUUAGUGUCAGCAUAACAGUUCUCUUGUGGCUUUAAAUAUUUUAAAUACUCCUGGUAAAAAAGCAGGUAUAAUAAUUGAUUAUUUUUAAUCUUUUAACUUAGAAACUAAUCAACAUUUUAAACAAAUGAUUUAAAAUUAAAAUUAGUUGUUUCUUAGUUUGAGUCAGCCAUUUGUUUUAGCUAUUAUUAUUAAUUCUUUUUUAAUUCAUCAACCUUCAUGUAUGAUAUGUUUGAAACUGAUUUAUCCACAGAAUGAGACUGUUAAAAGGUCAGAUCUCAUUAAAGAGCUGAAAAUUCCCCUGUCAAAUGUCUCAGCCAGCACACCCUUACUCACAUGUCUACUCCACCAGCAUAGUAAGCAGACCAGUACAAACUCAGGGUCUGGGGACUCUGUUCAAAUAUCCAAGGUAAAUAUGAAAAGAAUUGUUCAUAUUGCCUAAUAGAAAUGUAAAGUGCUUUUUUUUUCUUUUUAGUUUAUUUACAGGUUAUGUCAUUUAAAAAACAUAAAGCUGUAUGUUUUUAACAAAUUAAAAUAAUAACAAAUUGGCUCUUGAUACCAUCAGGUGUACCAGUACAACUCUGAUAAUCAUCUGUUGUAGCUCCAGAUAUAGACAUAUUUAGAUGGGUUAGUUUUAAAAAAUAUCAGGAAUUUAGAUUGGUUCAGAAAAUUACAAACAUAUCCUUUUUUAUGCAGCAUUGACAAUAAAAUUGCAACAUUUCUACACGUUUGUUUAUGCAUCUUUUCAAGAAAAAUAAUCAUAAAAAAACCCAUGAGAUUUUUUUAUUUCCUAAAAAAUUUAACAAUUGUAUCAAUGAUUAUUGUGACUAUGCAUUUCACAGCCUAAGUCACACAGGGUAAAACUGAUAAUUCUAAAUAUGCUCAUAUUCUUUUUCAUAAUACUACAUUAACUUUUCUCUGUAUACAAUGUCUUGCUAUGAAAAUCAACUAUUUAGCCUAUAUAAUUUAGUAUUAUUUUAGCUUACUUGAUAUACUGGUUAAAAAAAUGUUGGGAUCUGCACCAUUCUAUUUGCUUUAAACUGUACUUUUGCUAUUGCUUUCCUAAUAAGACUAAAAACACUUUUAUACACAUCAAUUUUAAAAAAGCUAAGAACAAUUUUCUAUGUCAAUUUAAGGAUGGAAGCAAGUUUAGUUUACUAAGACAUAUUUUUAAAUUUCAAUAUGAAAUAAUCUGAUGAAAUUUAGCAUUGGGUUGAGAUAUGAACAAAAAAAAUAAUAUUGUUCUUAGUUUUGAAAAUAUAUUAUAUCCGUUAUCAUAUUUUAUGCUGUAAUAAAGUAAAUAUUUUGAAUUUUUGAUUAAAUUUGUAGCACUCUCAUUUAUAACUGAUCUUAUUUAACUUAUAAUUUAUAAAUAUAAAUUAUACAUAUCCACACACACCAUCACAUACAUAUAAAUAUAUCAGUUCUACAACCAAUGAACUAUAAAUAUACAUAAGUAAUGAGGGCCAUAUUCUGUCAAUAGUUGAGAAUUUUGCAUACCUUGGAUGCAAUAUCUCUAGUUCACUCUCUGUUGACGAAGAGAUGAACAUAAGGAUCAUAAAAGUAGCAGCAACUAUGGCUAAAUUGAAUAAUCUGGGUGUAUUAAACUAACUGAAUAUACAAAACUAAGCAUCUAUCAGACAUGUGUGCUUAGUACGCUCAUAUAUAGCAGUGAAAUGUUAAUCACUUAUGCCAGUCAUAAGCAGAAACUCAAAAGCUUCCACCAAAGAUGUCUGUGUCAGAUUUAGUGAGCUCAUGUUUUCUGCUUUUAGCAAGAGGCGCAUUCACUUAGGCUGUAUUCCAAAUGAUCUGCUAUUUGGAGAGUUGGCAGAAGGGGCAAGACUUGAGGAUUUUUGCAAAAGAAACAUGGGAAGACAACACAGACACAACGAAUGGGAGAUCAUCGCUGAGCACCAUUCAAGCUAGCUAACUGCAGUGUAAGAAGGAUUCAAAUAAUCUCAAGGUGCGCAAAACAAAGCCCUUGCAACAAUAAAAUACAUUGCAGAGGGCCAAAUUUAACCAGAAGUCGAGGUUCUCCAGUGAGAAGUGCAUCUGAGAUGCUGAUAGGAUCAGCCUAGUAAGCAAUUUGAUGAAAUGUCAAAAGCUAUUCCAAUGUCUCUCGAAGAUGAAAGGAUGCCAUAUUCAUAUAUACAUUUUUGUGAAACAAAUUUGAUUAGCAUUUACUACCAUUACAUCAAAGUUGCAAAUUCUUUUUUUUACUAACAGUUUUUACAUUUAAUAUACAUUUUUGUGUGCAGUGUAUAAAAUAAAAAAAUUUUAUAAAAAGAAGUACUAUAUUGUUUACGUCUUUAGUUCAAUUAUAUUUUUUUUAUUUAAUUAUUAUUAUUGUUAUACUUACAAUACUUUAAUUUUAAUUUUAAAAUUUUUUGUGUGUAAUGUGUUCAAGGUCUUAAUAAUAAUUAUUUUACUUUAUUUUAAAGUGAAGUUUAUUGAUCACUAAUAAGCAGUAGGCUGAUUCUGAAUUCUCUACUCAUUUAUUCAAUUAAAUGUAGUUGGUGAACCUUAAUGUUAAGUUUUAGUUAUCCGAUGUGUUUAAACAAACUGAGAUUCACAAAGAACAUUGUAAUUAAUUAGUCAUUUUCAGUGUUAAAUUGUUGUAUAAUUUGAUCUCAUUUAUGUGUACCAUAAUUUAUUGCUUCUAAAAAUGAAAUUUUCAGAAUCUCACAGAUAAACAAAUAGAGGAAGCAAGGAAAAAAUUUGAAUAUUAUGAUAAGGUAAGUAAUGAAAAUUAUUUUUCAUCUGGUAUUGAAUGUUUGUAAUCAUUAUCACUGUGAUAGCACUUUGAUAUUAAAUGAUAUGGCAGUCAAAGCAAAACUUUUAACAAUUUGUCAUUUAUUUAUCAAUCCCACUAUAGCUAGCCUCCUUCACAUUAACAAACACCUUAAAUCUCAAUGAGUAAUCUCAAACUGCCCCUUCUGUCUGUCCACCAGCUUAACUCCUCUGUAUUCUGGCUGGGCCUUGAGAUGUCAAUCCAGAGCAGUCUGACAUUUUUUAGUUAAGACAAUUGUUAUUUUUCAUUGAAGAGGCAGAAAUUUGUAUAAAAUACCAGUAUAUGAAUGUAAAGGUUUUGGAGCAUGCAAUGAUUAAUUAAAAAUUAAUUACUAAAAUGCUUACAGGAUGGCAGCGGAGCAAUAGACAAGGAUGAGCUCAGGGACCUUUUCCUCGAUAUGUUUCCCAACUUCCAUCGGAAUAUGCUGGAGCGUUAUGUCAAUGAUGAAUUUGCCGCUGUGGACAAAGACUUUAACAGCUGUGAGUUAACAUCACAGCAUUUUGCUGAAAUUAGUUAAUCUUCUUCAAGUGAUGCAUAAAUUUUACUUAAAUAGAUAAUUGUUUGAUCUGUGAAUAUAAAUUGUAUUUAACUUAAGACCAUUAAUUCUUUUUUUUUAAUUUAUUUUUUUAUUUUAGAAUAAAAUUAUAUUUUCUUACUCAAGAUACCAGUAUUUAAAUUCCCAUUCAUGGUCAAAUAUAAGAAAAAUGUAUUUAUAAUGAGUAUUUAUUUUGAAAAUGAAACAACUUGCCUAAUUUUAUUAUGAAUCUCUAUUUGUUUUACCAUUCAGAAUUGGAACUAAAAUAAAAUAAUUGAUUUUAACCUAUUUAAAAUAAAGCCACAAUUGAUUUUGUUGGUAAGGACACCUUGAGUUAUUAAUUUUUUGCAGUGUAUUGAAGUUUUUUUUAAAUAUUAGAAAGCUACAAUUUAAAUUGUGUAAUGAAAUCUAGCUGUGGUGAGUGGUGGCACUUACAGUUUUAAAUUCAGUUAACAAAUCCAAGGAAAAUGAGGUCUUGAGAACUAUUGCAAAAUUAGCUCUAAACAUUUCACUGGUUAUGGCCAUUCUAUAUUGUCCUUUUCUUCACCAUUUUUUCCCUCCUAUUUCUUUUUACCAUACUUUAAGUAGUUUAAUAAAAACACGGCUUAACAUGAUCAGUAAGGAACAGGUAUCUCCCAUUUGAUAAAUAUAUCCAAUGUAGUUCCCAGCCACUCACAAGCAUUGCUUUAGGUAUUUUAGGAAAGCUCUUUUUUCAGACUUAAAUUCAAUAUCUUUUUUAUUCCAAUUUAAGCUAUUUAUUCCCUGACUUCAAAAGGUAUACACUUGUAAAAAUUCAUGCAUGCCAAGUAGAUAUUUUUUAUUAGAAAAUUAUGUUUGUCCACUAAUGAAAACAGUCUUGAUUGAUCUUUAUUUCUUCUAAUGCAUACUUUACUAUUUUCACUUUGUCUUAAAUAUAUUGGAUGCAAUAUAUCUAUAUAGAUUUUAAUAAUUGUAUCAUUGAAUAAAUUGCUGCAAAUUUUUUAUGGUUAAUUUAUGUGACCCUUCCUAUGCAUCAACUAACAUAAAUGGCAUGUUUUUAUUGCAUCUUGUGUAACUGCUAUUUGAAUAGUGAAUUUAUAGGGCUAUUUUGACCUGAGAUGAUAAAUUGUUCAUAUCAGUUUUGUAUCUUUUAUGUCACUGGCAGCAUAACCAGUGAUAAUUCUGAAUAAAACUACUGAAAGGACAUCAAAUUAAAGAUUUGCUCUAUCAAAUUUUUGUUUAUUUUAAUAGAGAUGGUCGAUAUCUUUUACUCUUUCAUAGGACAACAGAGUAUUAGAAAUUAGACACCAAUAAAAUCUAAAUAGCAUGCUAUUUGCAAAGAGUCUCUCUCAUCAAUCAGAAAGUUUUGCCAUUCACAGUUUGAGUUUCAUUGUAACAGUUCAAUCCAACACAACUCUAGCUGAUACUGAUAACUAUAUUCUUUUCCUCAUCAGAACAAUUUUAUAUAUAGAUAUACAUAUAAGCUCUGUUACUUUAAUAGAUGCAGAGAGUUAAUUGUGUAGGAAACUCCUUGCUUGAAAAAUAUAUUUACAGUUGUGUCUAUGGUGUCAAUAGUGUCUACUGAUUGGUAUUGGGUUCCUUUGUAGUUUGAGGUUGUGGUUCAUCAAUCCUGAAAUCACUUAAAAAGUUUGUCAAUUUUUUAUUUCUGAAACUAUUCAGUUUCAACUUAUUCAUUCUAAGGUCUUGAUGUUGAUAAAUUUAUAUCUUUGUGGCAUCAUUCUUUAAAGUUUAUUCGUAUUGUACUUAUUGAUCCCUUAAGUUAGUUUUGGAUACAUGGAGAUGGUGCAAAGUUUAUUGGUAUUGGACUUACUGAUCCCUUAAGUUAGUUUUGGAUACAUGGAGAUGGUGCGGUAAGGAUUUUCUUUAGUCCCUGCAGUCCUGGUUAAAACCUUCUUACCCGGUAUCCAAUUUCAGCCAGGGCAUGUGCAUGAACCUUUUUGUUUUUUUUACCAGUUGCUGUGAGCUCAGCAACAAGCCUGCAUCUGCCUUGCUACAUGUGUAUUUAAGUACUAUGAGAAAUGUUUGGAGGAAAUUCUUUAUUCUAAUAAAUUGUGAACCAUCCAUACAUAAAUAACUUUUGAGUUCAAUUUUGAAAAUUUAAUGAACAUUCCAGUUAUAAAAUAAUUAAUUUUGUUAAGCGUUUUUUGGCCCAUUGAUUUAUUUAUUUUUUAAAUUAAAUUUUAAAACAGCCUUUUUUUGAAAAAAAAAUUAUCUUUUGCUAUUAUAUAUAUUUUAAAUGACACAUCAUACAAAAUGCAUGCAUGCCAACCAGUGGAAUAAAAAAAUUGUACAAAAAGUUAAAAAAAAAAAAACUGUACAACAGCAUGAAAAAUUGUACAGAAAAAAAAGAAAAUUCGAAAAUGGGUUAAUUUAUAACUUUUUUCAUCAUUUUUAUCAACGUUUUAAUUUUUGAAUUUAAAAAAUAGUCUUUCAUUUGCUGCACACAUGGAUGUAGACAUCAUUCAUAAAUGGAUAUAUUGCAACUUUUUACUCUGGCCAAUAUCAAUUUUAUUAAAAAUGAACAAUUGAUGAAUUUGAUAACAAUUUAGAUGUAAUUAUACAUUCUUUGGUUAAUUAUGCUAGCUUUACACUGUAGUAGUAAUACAGAUUCCUGUAUUUAGAUUCUUGUCCUACUUUGAAUUUACUGCACCAUCAGUAUUGAACGUGUGUUGUAAGCAAACUUUUCUAACUCCAGUGGGAAAAUUGUAAAAAAAAAAAAAAAAAAAAAAUGCUUUUAUGGCCAUACAACUUGGAAAAUUUAUAAAAACUGUACAAAGUUCAGGUAGACAGUACAGGUUGGUAUGCAUGAAAACAUGCAUUUAUUUUAGCUUUUUUCAAUUUAUUUGAGUCACAUUUUUUUUGUUCCUCCACAGCCAUUGAUUUUGAUGAGUUUUUAGGAAUGUACAAACGCUUGUUCCUCUUAUGCCGGACGGUGGUCUCAGAGGAUGUUGCUGAUAUUGUGUCACCAACACAUAAACCAGGAGUAAAGGUUAGGCCUUUCGUCUUCACAGUAUUCUAUUGCUUCACUUGGCCAACAAUUAUUUAAGACUUGAUUCCUGUUAAAUUAAGAGAAACAUUAUAAGAUCAUUUUAAUAGUGUUUUCUACAAUAAAAAAAAAAUUUAAUUAUUGCACUAAAGGAUAAUGAUACAAAUUAAUUAAUUGAUCGUAACUCUGAAAUUUGUAGAUUGUUUAAAAUCUACAUUUGGGGAUGGCUGUGAGUUUUUUGGUUCUUCUGUGGUGGCAGCUUAUAUUUCAACUUGAGCUUCAAAAUCAAAUCUUAUUCAUCUUUUAAAUUCCUCUAGUUUAAAACUAACAAAUAAAUGGGCCGGAUUAACAGUUUGUUUUAAACAAUGCAGAGUGUUGUUCUUGGCUUUGUUUUAAGAUGUAAUCAACCUUUUUGGAGAAUUAAAACAGUUAGUAACUAGUCGUUGUCAUUUAAACUUGAUCAGCCAGCUUUACAUCAUCUGUCAUACUUAGAGAAUAAUACUUGCAGUGAUUCAGGUGUUUUUUCCUACUUUAAAUGAGUCCAUGUUGUUUAGCUUUAAAUAAUUACUGCAUUUAUUGGUGUAUAACAUGCCCCCGCGUACAACACGCACCUCAAUUUAAGAAGGAAAUUUCAGGGAAAAAACUAAACAUUAUAUGGGCGUAUAACACGCACACAUGAUUUGCCCCCUAUUUUCGGGGAGAAAAGGUGCGUGUUAUACGCCAAUAAAUAUGGUAUACAAAAUUAGUGAUGUGCUUGAUAAUAAGGGUUGUUAAGAUAUUUAUUUUAAAACAGAAUGAACAAAUUCACUGGGUAGGUGAAUUUAACACAAUAAAUUCUUUGCAUGUUAAAUGUUUUACCGUAAUUUUUAAUGUUUCUCACCUUUCAGCAACAGGCAACCCCACAGCAACAGAACAAACAGUUAUCCAACAAAUCCAAGCCUGACAUUCACAACAGCAACCCGCCUAAGAUUGACCAUAGUACACCCAAAGCUAACACAUCGGUGACUGGUUACGGCAGUGAUAUCGAAGAGGACCCUUUCUUUGAUGACCAGCCUGCAGCAUCAGUAAGCUUCAAUACAUUAUCAAGGUAAGCUUGGCAUGUCAGUUCUUACGUGUUGAUUUUCAUCAAUCUCUGUAACGUUAAUCUUCUCUCUUUGUUAAAAUUACAAUUUGUCUCGGUUUGAAUAUUGUUUUUUUCUUUUAUUUAAUGUUUACACCAUAUAAAUUUAAUAAUGUUUCUGUUUUAGUUUUGAUUGUUAAUUUUACAUUAGUGUUUCUGUUACAAGAUUUUAUGAAGACAUUUCAUCCCUUAUUCUUGUAGUCUUUGCCCAAAAAAUGUACAACAGACAAUUAAUCUUUGAAUUGAAGCAUAUUGAUUCAUCUAGUUAAAAGUAAAUACAAUAUACUUGUUUAAGUUAUUGAGAUUUUAAGUUUAAGUGUGUGUAUUGGGAGGGCCUAUAAUGGGUACCAUACUUUAGAAGGAGAGCAUAUUAUAGGGUACUUUAGAAGGAGGGCUUAUAAUGGGUACUUUUAGGAGGGUCUAAAAUGGGUUUUAGAAUGAAGACAUAUAAUGGGUAAUUUAGAAGUAGGGCCUAUAAUGGGUACUUUAGAAGUAGGGCCUAUAAUGGGUACUUUAGAAGGGGGGCCUAUAAUGGAUUCUUUACUAUUGAAUAGGUCUUAUCCCUCAAUAUCUAUCUAUGUCAUACUUGUGUGCAGGCAAUCCCACAUCUCUUAAGAAAUUGAAUUGUUAGUAUAAAUUAGAGGUAAAGUUAGUUGUUUUCAAUGUGAACUACCAAGGGACAUUUUUCUUGCUUGUGUUUAGCAAGUGAUGAGACUACUGCCACCUUAUUCAAAGAAAAAAUGUCAUCAGUUUCUUGUCAUUUUUCAGUUUUAUCACUGAGCGGUCCAGAUCUUCAUUUUUAAGGUUUUAUUUUAAUACAUCAUCUCAAUUCUUUUCUGUUAGUUUUCAUGCAUGUUCUGCAUAGUUUGACUGCAUCAUCAUUUUAACUUGCUCACUGCAUAAUAAGCUAACGGGAAUAGUUUUCUUUUAAAGCAGUUCAGGUGUGCAUUUUGGCUGUAUAGGAACAGUUUGACAUAUUUAUGUUAAAUUUUUAGUAUUUUUGAAUGGAUGUUUCUACCAUUUGAUUUAUAUGAUGAUAGAAUUAAGUUCUGGAAACUUGGAAGGGGCUGACUAAAACAACGCAUUUAAUAUUUGGGUUCUAGGAGGACUUUCAUGACAUAAUAAACUAAUCUUUCUGGAAGGAUUUAUGCACUACUUAUAUAUUUGAUACUGCAGGUGUUUUUUUAAUAUUUUAAAUUAUUUAAUGUUUGAAUUAUUUUGUUUUUAUUCAGAUGUUAAUUUUGUAUUUUUUAAUUAUUAUUUUUUAUAAUGAAUGAGUGGGGUUUCUUUAUAAUUUUAAGAACAUAAGUAAAAUCACAGAAGUAUUUACAGUUGAAAAUUAGUUAGAUGAAACAAUAUUUAAUUUAAGAUGUCAUAAUCUGCAUGUUUUAGUGAAUAAUAUUUGUGCUAUCCCCUUUGAAGUGUCCCAUCCAACAGUGUGAGUCCAGCCACACGGAGAGCUAGUCCAUAUCAGCCAUCUCAAAUACCCAGGUUUCAGCAGCAGAGGUAACAGCUGUUGCCUGUGUCCCCUUGUAUUCAUCCUUUUGUUGGAACCUGCAAAGUGCAAAUUUAAAGAUUUUAAAAAUAUAUUCACAUUCAAUGCCCAUCUAUUGAUGUGGAAGAAAAGAAACCUUUGUAAAUGAAAAUAAGUCAAAUAGCCCAAAUGAUCAAAAUAAAUUAGACUCAGCUGGUAACUAAAUUAUACCAGCUGAGUCUAAAUUGUUGUAACUUGUGCAAUUUAACUCAACAUAAAAACAAAAAAGAUAGUUUAACUCAUGACAUAUAUUUAUAUAAAUUUACAUUUGCCUUUCAUUUAUUAGUAUGAAAUUUUAGUUGUAUUUCACUUUGUAUAAUGCUUUUAUCAUUUUAGCAUCUGCUCAAAGAUGCUUCAGGAGACUAGCUAGUUUAGUCUUGAUUAAGAUUGUAACAUUAACAUAUUAUAUCCAAUUACACUUAACAGCUAUUGUUUAUAUGUCAUUGUAUUUUUGUAAUUUAAAUUGUAGUUUUCAGCUAGAAUAAGUAGGCUAUAUUUAAAUGAUAAUAAUCAGUUUGUAAAAGUUUGUGGAACAGUUCUAAAGUUGUACUGCAGAUUUUUUUUAAAAUUUUUUUUAUAACAAAAUACUUUUUAUUAUUCUUUUAUCUAAUAAAAAUGGUUGAAAAUCUUCUACAAGAUUCAAGAGUGUGGUUGACUUAAUGUUAACCAAAAACUUCAUGUCAAUUAGAAUUUCAGCAUAAGACUAACCAUCACUUUACCUUUUUUCUCUUAUACUAUGAAGAGCAGACUAUUUCUUUAAAAAAAAUUCAGGGUUUAAGUGUAUGAAAAUUAAUUCUUUUCUGUAAUACUUGUACCCAUCACUUGAGCAUGUCAUCAUGGAGUCAACCAAUUUAGCAUGCAAUAGUAUGCACAAGUCUGUGUUUGACAGCAUGACAUUGGCACACAAAAAUCACAAUCUUGGUUUUUUAAAUUGCUGCCCUAAAGAGUCAAAUCUCCUGGAUGUGUCAGAAUGUGUUUUAAUCUUAUACUGAGUUUUUAUUUUGAGUUUACACAAGCCCAACAUCUUACCAAUGCUUGCACUGUCCUUUUUACCCUACUUUAUUAUGCACACAAUGCUUGCAAAUUAUUAGAAAUUGUUAAUUUGAUUUCUCUUGAAUUAGUUGAAUGCUAAAUUUACCUGUAUUUAUUUUUAAAAAUUAAAAUAUUGCUUCCUUUGACUUAGAAAACUAUUAUUGAUCCAUUUCUCAAUCCUCAGUUGUCUUGGUUUUAUUAUAUAUAUUUUUCUUUAAGCAUACAUUUAGCCUUAUUCAAAAAUUAUUUUUUUAAGCUGCAUUCUAUGUAAAUACAAUGUGUGAUUCAACUUUUUAUAAUAUAAUAUAACUUUUUUAUGUUUAAAAAAUCAAUAAUCUUUGCAACCAUGGAUAGUUUGACACACUUUCUAAGUAAUUUGGGGAUUUGUGAUGGUGCAGCUUAGUAGGCCAUUUCCCUAGAAGACCGAGCUCAUCCUGAGAACCCUGGCAUCUAGGAUAUCCCUGCACCAUAAAAUCCUGGUCUAUGGUGACAUUGUUUAGAUCUGCACUCUUUGCUGAAAUAAUAAUUCAAUGACAUAAGCAUUUUAUUUGCCUGGACUCUCUGAAGAAUAGAAUUUAUUCCUAGGAAACUUAGAUACUUACACACUGCUCAUCUUUUUUUUAAAUUUUUGUGGUUGGACCAUUUCAUAAAAAAAUCAUUUGCUUUAAAAUGUGUACAUAUUUACUAUUUAUAAGUUAUUGAAAUUAUUAAUAAAAUAAAUACCUUUAAUUAAUUUUCUUCCAGUGAGCUAGAGAAGAACCGUGAAUAUAUGUCUGAUAUCAAAACCAAUGGUACAGUUGACAAAGGGAAGAAAACUAGUGGUGGAAUGAGCUCCUUGAAUGAUCUCCCUUCUCUAACUGGACAUUCAUUAACUGGCGGCCCUCCUUUGGAAAGGGCAAAAACACCUGAAAAUGGUAUUUUACUGAAUAGAAUUUAUUUGAAGUGUAAUUUUAAAUAAUUAUUUUUAAUUUGUUGCCAAGUGCAGUUGCAAAUAAUUUUUCUCUAAUUUCUGAUAUAAGCAGUGGAAGAGCAUCAGGACAUUUAAUUAAUUUACAGGCUUAAGUAAUGCAAAUUAUCAGUUAUAUCCGCUUGGUAUGGUUGUAAAAUAGAAAUGUCUAAAGUUUUGGUAAACUUAUAAACUUAUUGUAUUUUCCAAACAGACUCUCCAUUAAAUGAUUCAGACACUGACAAAAAUCUAAGAGAAGUAGACAAAAGAAUUGUUGAACUUGGACUAGGAGGUAAUACUUAUCUUGUUAUUCUGUUUGCACUACUUAUUUUAAAAUUAUAUGACUCACACAAUCUUUAAAAAAUUCACCUACAUUUUAUGCUUUAUUUAAUUCAAAUCUAAGAUAAUUUCCUUGUAAUUUUUUUUUUUUAAAUUAUUAAGUGGCAUUAAUUGAUCUUUCUCAUUGCCACAUUCAAUGUUUAUAACUAAUGCAAAAAUAUCAAUGCUUUCUCCUUUUACUAUUUCAGAUACUCAGAAUGAUGAUUAUGAAUAUGAAGAUGAUUUUAGCGAGUAAGUCUUUUUUUUAAAAAUCAGAUCUGUGGAGAUAAAAUUCGCUAAACAUUUUACCAACAUGGAAAUAGUACAUUCUAGAAAGUCUUAAAUAUCUUCAGUAUCGGUUGUAAUGAAUGAAAGGUCUGGGAAUUAUGCAUUAACUCAAAAUAUAACUUACAGCUUUUUUAAUCCCUGGAAAAAAAUUUUUAAAAAUUAAGUUUUUCUGAUGUAUUCAGAGUGAGCCAAAAAAGUCCCAGAAACGCAAGAACAGACAGCAAACCAGAGAAUGGCAGCAUAGCAGAAGAAAUUGAUGAUGAGGAGAUUGCAGAAGAUAUUUCUGGUGAAGCUGACGAUUUAUUGAGAAGUGAAAAAAGUGGGGUAAGAUAAGAUUAAACUUCAAAGUAACUUUUAAAGAGAUUUGUUUGUGUUUUAAUUAAAAAUAUAAAUUUUUUUUAAAGUCUCACUUAUUUCUUUUUUAUCACAUUAUAUAUUCUUAUGAACAUGGUGAGUUUUUAAAAAUGGCCUCAUCUUUUUCAGAAGUUUUGCAAACAUGAAAGAACUGAGUAAAAUAUUAAAACAUAACAAGCUAACAAUUCUGAUUCUAUAUAACACCAUAUUUCCUGAACUUUUAUUUUAUAUUAUUAUUAGGUAAACUUAUGGUAACUUAUUUUUUCAGUUUGAUGAUCUGACAACAGACCAUAGCAUUUCGCAAAUAGAUGGAGGCUUUGACUACAUGGAAGAUCCUGUUUUACCCUAGCUCACUCCUCUGCUUGUUUAAAAAAAAUAUAAUUUAAUUAUUACCGGUAUUUCCAAAAACAACUCUCUGAAAUUUAAAGGGAUAGUUUUUGUUUGAAAUCUUGAUAAAUAUUAUAUUGAAGCUAAGUAAAAGUGGCUCACAUUAAAUAUAAAAUUAGAGCCUCGUGUAAGUUGAUCUGCAUGUUACUAAGUUUCAUCAAAAGUUUAUAGAUUUUUAACUUGUUAUUUGUGGGUAAAAAUAAUGAGCUCAUUACGUUUGAACAUUUAAUUAGGGGUUGUACAUAAAGUAUAUCAGCAAAAAUGUGGGGAGGGGAGUGGGGGAUUCAUUCAAAUGUGGAU
Molecule: messenger RNA, 17086 nt
Organism: Lymnaea stagnalis (great pond snail)
Lineage: Eukaryota; Metazoa; Mollusca; Gastropoda; Lymnaeidae
Source: the annotation of a GenBank genome assembly